CACCUUCUCCGAGAGGGAGUGACGGAGCGAGAAGACCAAAACGGCCGUUGCAAAGAAAAGGGUUAUCUUACAACCACGGGAUAUGCAUCGGUAACUCCCGGAGGCGUGGGAGAAAGACAGUGUUAUGAUCAUAUGGUCACCAGGGUGCCCUGUCAACUCCAAUUCAAUCCGUAAUUAAAGUGCUCGCCUUUACUGCAUACAGUGAAGCGGGCGGCACUCCGGCGUCGCCUCUUCCUUUCACCACCCCAUCACCAACCCACCAGGAUGCGCUUCUCUGGCUUUGCGUUCUGCAUCGCUGGCGCAGCCUCUGCGCUCGCUUUGGAACUUGAACCGGCCGUUUACGCCGCGAACAGCACCUUCUUGGAGAUGACCGCUAUUGUCACCCAGAAUGGAAGCUCGGCGCUGGAGUGUUGGCGCUUGUCGGACCCAUUCACGACUUCGGCUGGCGCCGGAACGGCUGGUGCUUCCACCUUGAACAUCAACAAUCUGGCGAACGCGACUUACACUGUCGUUCCGCCGAGAUUUGAAGGCGGGAUCCAUAACGCGCCUUAUCCUCAAUUGGUCGUGUUCUUGUCAGGUGUUGCACUUGUGACGCUUCCCAAUGGUACAGACAACGCAUUCGUAGUUGGAGGGGCAGAGGGUAUAAUCGUUGCCGUGGAUGUCACUGGGACGGGACACAACACAAGCUAUCCGUCCAACAUGGAGACACGAGCCCUGCAGAUACCUUUCGCGAGCGGUGCAAUUCCUCCGCACGACGUCAUUAACUCCGGUCCAUGUACAGCUGCCUCCCAAGUAGUAACGUCGUUAUGAUAUGAAAUCAAUGAUGAG
This is a messenger RNA of Coniophora puteana RWD-64-598 SS2, 828 nucleotides long. RefSeq lists its product as uncharacterized. The record is from RefSeq and is a predicted model, not a curated record. Bases 265 to 810 code for a protein of 181 amino acids. NCBI's taxonomy places the organism in Eukaryota, Fungi, Basidiomycota, Agaricomycetes, Boletales, Coniophoraceae. The transcript has 2 exons.